AUGGCUCCUAAGAUCGCCAUCGUCUUCUACUCCCUCUACGGCCACAUCCGCCAGCUGGCGGAGGCUGAGAAGGCCGGCAUUGAGAAGGCCGGCGGUACUGCCGACCUGUACCAGGUUGAGGAGACUCUUUCCGAGGAUGUCCUGGCCAAGAUGCACGCCCCACCCAAGCCCACGGACAUCCCUGUCCUGACCGACCCGGCCACCCUUCUCCAGUACGAUGCCUUCCUCUUCGGCAUCCCCACCCGUUACGGCAACUUCCCCGCCCAGUGGAAGACCUUCUGGGACAAGUCUGGUGGCGUCUGGGCCAGCGGUGGCUACGCCGGCAAGUACGCCGGCUUGUUCGUCAGCAGCGCCGCCCACGGCGGUGGCCAGGAGUCCACGGCUCUGGCGUCCAUCAGCACGCUGGCGCACCACGGCAUCAUCUACGUGCCCCUGGGCUACUCCCACUCCUUCCCUCAGCUGGCCAACCUGGAGGAGGUCCACGGCGGCUCCCCCUGGGGUGCCGGCACCUUCGCCGCCUCCGAUGGCAGCCGCCAGCCUUCGGCUCUGGAGAAGGAGAUUGCCACCAUCCAGGGCGAGGCUUUCUACAAGAUCGUCUCCAAGGCGGCAUGA
Messenger RNA from Sporothrix schenckii 1099-18, 612 nucleotides. Its product is annotated as Trp repressor binding protein. The transcript is spliced from 3 exons. The record is from RefSeq and is a predicted model, not a curated record. Gene Ontology annotation, molecular function: FMN binding; NAD(P)H dehydrogenase (quinone) activity. NCBI's taxonomy places the organism in Eukaryota, Fungi, Ascomycota, Sordariomycetes, Ophiostomatales, Ophiostomataceae. The coding region runs from base 1 to 612 and encodes 203 amino acids.